AUGGCAACAGACACCAAAGACUCCUACUCCAAGGCAGCCGCAGAUGCGUCUCCCGAGAUUGAGCUGGCCAAUGGCCAGCUCAUCGUGGGCCUCCCCGACAUGCCCAUGAAGCGCAAGUUCAGUAUCCUCAGCAUCAUCGCCGUAGGCUACAACAUCUCUAACAGUUGGGUUGCUAUUGCCGCGAGCUUCGCCAUUGCUAUCCAGUCUGGUGGUGCCGUAUCGCUGCUCUAUGGGAUCGUGGCCGUCACCGUUGCCAUGUUGUGCACGGGAAUCACGCUCGCCGAGCUGGCCAGUGUGUAUCCCACGGCCGGCGGACAGUACCACUUCACCUCCAUCCUGGCUCCAGAGCGCUGGAGUCGGAGUCUCUCGUACUUCAGUGGGCUUGCAGCUGUCUUCUCAUGGAUCACACUGGGGGCGUCGAUUGCGCUGGCGGCGACCCAGGCUCUUAUGGCGGUUGUCAUUCGAUGGCAGCCAACAUACCAGCCCCAGGCAUGGCAUUUCUUCCUGGUCUAUCAACUGUUCAACAUCGCCAUGGUUGUCUACAAUAUUUUCCUGACCAACAAGACGCUCUGGAUAUACAACGUUGGCUUCCUCCUAUCACUCAGCACCUUUCUCGCCAUCACGAUCACCUGUCCCGCUCGCUCCUCCACCCCCGUCGACUCCUGGCAUAUCUGGACAAAGUUCGUCAAUGGCUCUGGCGGCUGGCCCGACGGCAUCUCCUUCCUCACAGGCCUCUCCACACCCCAAUUCAUGCUCUCCGGCCUCGACGCAACCCUCCACCUCGCCGAGGAGUGUCUCGAGCCCGAACGCAUCGUCCCAAAGGCCGUCCUCACGACCGUCGUCGUGGGCUUUCUUACCGCAUUCCCCUUCUCCAUCGCUGUGAUCUACAGCUACCGAGACGUCGGGUUAUCCCUGACUACUCCCACGGGCUUCCCCAUCUACUUCAUCUGGGAAAAAGCCACCCGCUCCCCCACCGCCGCAUCCGCCUUCAUGGCUGCCCUCGUCCUCAUCUCCUGCGUCGCCCUCACGGCAGUCCACCAAACCGCCUCCCGCCUCACCUGGUCCUUCGCCCGCGACGACGCCCUCUUCCUCUCCCACCGCCUCGCCGCCGUCCAUCCCACCCUCGGCAUCCCCGUCGCCGCCCUCCUCCUUAACGGAUCCCUCGUCCUCCUCGUCGGCAUCGUAUACGUCUGCUCUACAACAGCCUUCAACGCCUUCAUCAGCACAACCGUCAUCGUCGCCCAGAUCUCCUUCGCCGUCCCCGCGGCCUUGCUCCUCUGCCGCCGCCGCAGUGCGGCAUAUCUGCCCGCCACCCGCGCGUUCCGUGUUCCGACGUUUGUGGGCUACGUGUGCAACGUCGUCUGUGUGCUGUGGGCGGUCGUGAUAACGGUGUUUUUUACGUUUCCGACGAAGUUUCCCGUGACCGGGGGCAAUAUGAAUUAUGCGGCUGUGGUGCUCGUCGCGAUGCUGGUUCUGGGGGUGGCGAAUUGGUUCGUUUAUGCGCGGAAGCAUUAUCAUGGGCCACGGUUGGAUUUGUAA
Molecule: messenger RNA, 1539 nt
Organism: Aspergillus clavatus NRRL 1
Lineage: Eukaryota; Fungi; Ascomycota; Eurotiomycetes; Eurotiales; Aspergillaceae
Product: putative choline transport protein
Exons: 5
Coding region: 1-1539 (512 amino acids)
Biological process (GO): transmembrane transport; amino acid transport
Cellular component (GO): membrane
Molecular function (GO): transmembrane transporter activity
Source: RefSeq, a predicted model, not a curated record